AUGGAGGUCAGGAAAAACAAGCACCUUAUGAAAGGUGGCAAAAAGGGAGCCAAGAAGAAAGUGGUUGAUCUGUUUUCUAAGAAAGAUUGGUAUGAUGUGAAAGCACCAGCUAUGUUCAAUAUAAGAAAUAUUGGAAAAACACCAGUCAUAAGAACUCUGGGAACCAGAAUCCCAUUUGAUGGCCUCAUGGGUUGUUGUUUUUGA
Messenger RNA from Hippopotamus amphibius kiboko, 204 nucleotides. RefSeq names its product 40S ribosomal protein S3a-like. NCBI's taxonomy places the organism in Eukaryota, Metazoa, Chordata, Mammalia, Artiodactyla, Hippopotamidae. The transcript has a single exon. Gene Ontology annotation, biological process: translation. Gene Ontology annotation, molecular function: structural constituent of ribosome. Gene Ontology annotation, cellular component: cytosol; ribosome. The record is from RefSeq and is a predicted model, not a curated record. The coding region runs from base 1 to 204 and encodes 67 amino acids.